This is a messenger RNA of Anopheles funestus (African malaria mosquito), 2296 nucleotides long. RefSeq names its product sterol O-acyltransferase 2-like. The coding region runs from base 451 to 2166 and encodes 571 amino acids. Gene Ontology annotation, cellular component: endoplasmic reticulum membrane. Gene Ontology annotation, biological process: cholesterol metabolic process. The transcript has 5 exons. The record is from RefSeq and is a predicted model, not a curated record. NCBI's taxonomy places the organism in Eukaryota, Metazoa, Arthropoda, Insecta, Diptera, Culicidae.
AAAUAAUAUUUUAAUACCUAAAAUUUGUUUCAGUGCCGAAUGUAGCAUCUAAUUGCUGCCGUGUUAGGGUCGCAAAGAAAGGCGUGUCGAGCGAACUGUUGGUGAAUCAAGUGAAGUAAUGGUGCAAUCGUUUGUGCGCUGUAUGACGAUAUUUUUGCCAAUUGUUUCACGGUGAUUAAACUACGCUUACCGAAAGUGUUUCCGGCUUGAUAGGCGUGCGAUCGCCGGUACGAAAGAUCCGUCACCUAUAACGAGUGCCCACCAUUACUUUAGACCGGUUCCUUAACGACCGGCGUGCUGAUAUACGAUCGCGACACGUUGUCUAGCAGAAGGUUUCGAAUGGAAUGAUUCUAGUGAUAUAUUGAUUUCGUUUUUUUCUCUCUGUGAGAAUCCGCGUGCUGUGUUGUUUGGUGUACAUUUGUGUCCAAAGAAGGAAAGUUAAGAGGAACGAUGAAUGUUGCUGGUAGUGAAAAUGAAAGUUCUAGCAUUACGGAUUAUAAUGAUCGCGUACCCGGAACUACCGUACAGAAUGCAAUCAAUAGUCAUGUUCAAAAAGAGUACCACGUGGAAGUAGUAAAAGAUAUGGCCAUAGAGAAGAUGAAACAGAAAAUGCAUGAGAUUGUUGACCGAAUGGGUAAAGAUGUGGAGAAAGAAUUGGAUUUCGCGAUGGAUGAUAUGUUCAGCGAGGUGAAACAAUUUAAUCUAAACAACUAUGAAAGAAAACAAUUGUACAAUGGAAAAUCAUCGAAUGGUACGGAUUCUCAAAGGCAGAACUCAACAUUGAAUGGAAAAUUGCCCAUUAAGGUGUUUAGGGCUCGUAAUUCCCUGUUGACGGAUAUGCUCGAAAUAAGGCACAUCAAAACGAUUUAUCACAUUUUCAUCGUGAUGCUGAUAAUUCUUUUCCUCAACACCUUGGUGCACGAUUUUGUGGAUACGGGCAGUAUCAAUCUGGGAUUGCGACCGAUCAUAGCUGGGUUCGGAAAGUUCCAUAUAGCAGUAAUGUUGUGGUGUUGUAUGCAAACUUCCAAUUUCUUACUCUAUCCAUGCUUCCGAAUGUGGGCUGUAAAACGUAAUACCUCUAAUCCGGGAUCUGCUGGACAAAAAUGUUGGGACUGGACCGCAAUCGCACUGUUCAUCUUGUAUCAGUGGGGAUUUUUCCUUGCUGCAAUUGCAUCUCACGUGUGGUUUGACCUUCCACCAGCAACUGGUGUGGCUUACCUGAUGGAAAUGGUUCGCUUCAUGAUGAAAUCGCACGCCUUCGUCCGCAGUAGCGCACCGAAAGCAUUGACAAGCGAUAAAAACGAGGCAGACUUUGAGUCGAUUCAUGCAGAAACUUCCUGUCGUCUACCAUCGUUUUCAAAGUAUGUCUACUUUAUGUUUGCACCCACCUUAGUAUACCGAGAUGACUAUCCACGAACGAGAACGAUCCGCUGGCGCGUGGUAGCUCGUCAUGCGCUUGAGAUGGUGGGAGCCGUUUUCUUCCUUAGCUUUAUCCUGGAACGACUGCUGACACCGUUAUAUGAGAAUUUUGGCACCGCUCAGAUUAGCUCCGGCAGCUUCGUAAAGUCACUGUUCUCUAGCUUACUGCCCGGAACAUUGAUUACGCUGUGUUUCUUCUAUUGCUCACUGCAUUCAUGUAUGAAUAUCGUGGCCGAACUGUCACGGUUUGCUGAUCGGAUGUUCUAUCGCGACUGGUGGAAUGAGUCUACGUUUGCCGGAUACAUCCGAUCAUGGAACGUGGUGGUGCACGAUUGGCUAUACACCUACGUGUACAAAGAUUGUGUCGAACAUGUGUUCUGUAACUGUAGGCCACUGGCUACCGUGGCCGUAUUUACUUUUUCGGCCGUGCUCCAUGAGAUCAUAAUGGCGUUUACAUUCCGUUUCUUUUAUCCGGUAAUGUUUGUGCAGUUGGAGUUUCUUGGCUUACUGUUGAUGUUUGUCAUGAAGCGGAUGGGCAAAGAUGUGGGAAAUGUGCUGGUUUGGCUGAUGAUUUCCAUUGGCAAUGGGUUAAAUCUGAGUCUGUACAGCAUGGAAUACUACGCGCGGCGAAACUGUCCGGAUGUUGGUACAUCCCUUGUGGACUACUUAGUACCCGUAUCAUGGUUUUGCAACGGCAUAUCGCAUAAUCCCAACUGGACCAUCACGGCACCGUGGAGUCUCCAAUGACGGAACAGGACGAUGCAGAAAAGACUGAAAUAGAUUUAAAUGUACGGUAUAAGUCCUUACUUUGAUAACGGUUGUUGAAAACGCUAUAAUGUGUGAAACGAAAUAAAACGUUCCUCUAUUGUAUAUGAAA